This is a messenger RNA of Poecilia latipinna (sailfin molly), 2126 nucleotides long. RefSeq lists its product as uncharacterized. Lineage: Eukaryota; Metazoa; Chordata; Actinopteri; Cyprinodontiformes; Poeciliidae. The coding region runs from base 34 to 705 and encodes 223 amino acids. The record is from RefSeq and is a predicted model, not a curated record. The transcript is spliced from 4 exons.
CGUCUCUUUGUGUAUCCCUUUCCAUUUACAGUCAUGUUGAGAAGAAGCGCUCGACUACAAUCUUCGGGUUACUACAACUCGGAGGGAGUGCCGACCAUCUCCUACAAGGAGUAUUCUUAUAGAGUCUUCAGGAAGAAAAGGAGUUCUAGAUGUUCCAACUUCGGCACAUACUCUAUACCAGACCACAUCCCUUGCAUGAACAUGGGCUGGGACAUGGAGAACGACUCCGACGCAGAAACCAUCCCAUACGUAGACAUAGACAGGGACUCAGAUGCAGAAACCAUCCCAUACGUAGACAUGGACAUGGACUCAGAUGCAGAAACCAUCCCAUACGUAGAAUCGGCCAGAGAGUCAUACGCAGAACCCGUCCCACGCACAGGCUUCACCAUGAACACUGAAGCAGGGAUGAUAAGAGAAGAAAAUGCCCACUUGGAAAACAGAAGGAGGACCGCCGCUCGUAGACGGUCCCCCAGAAAUAAGCGCAGGGAGAACAUUUUCUUGUUUGUCGUCACAUGCCUCCUAAUUUUUGCUCUGGCUUACCCGAUUUAUGCUAUGGAGUUCACACCUGAAGAGUCUCCUGCUUCCUCUAUUGCAGCAGACAUGGCCUCCAGUGGAUACUGCAAAGGGAUAAUAAUGGAUCCACUUGAGUUGAUAAAGGCUCUGAUAGGCUUAACCACAGCAGAUGACUACUGUGUCCCUCCAUAAAAUCACUGAACUCACACCUCAGUUUUCUCUGGAGUUUAUGAUUUCUCACUAACUGUGUUUCUGUGCUUUUGGCCCAACCAAAACCAGAUCCACUGGUUUUGGUUGGGCCUUAAGAGUUAUGGAGGUAAGUAUGGAGGUAAGUACAUCUACACGAGUUCAAUCAAGCUGAAAACAUUCAUUCAAACUUGUUGUGUGGAAUAUGUAGUUUAACAAAAAAUACCAGCAGAAUCAUUAGAUUUUCACUGUAAAAUUAAUUUUGGAGGGCAUAAAAGCGUAAAUCUUUACAAUCUUAAUUAUUCAUUAAUAGUUCAAUUGGAAUAAGUUAGCAUCUUAAUUUUAGUAAAUAAAUUUUUAGUGUUAAUUUGAGAAAGAAAGGGCUGCACAGUGGAACAGCAAGGUCUUUCUGCAUGGAGUUUCCAUGUUCCCACUGUGCAUGCGUGGGUUCUCUCCAGGUGCUCUGGCUUCCUCCCACGGUGCAAAAACAUGACUGGUAGUUCAACUGCUAACUCUAAAUUGUCCUCAGUUGUGAGUGGCUGUGAACGUACACAGUUCACAAUCACACAAACUAAUGCUUUAGUUGUAUAUGACUAGAUUCAUAUAAAACUAAUCAAAUAAAUGGAUGUAAACUGUUACAACAGUUUUAUUGAUUCAAAUAACAGUUCAUAAGUGUAAAUCUGUCUUGACUGGUGGUAUUUUCAGUUUCGUGGAGCUCCACGACACAAGUGGGGAAGUUUUCAGUCAGAUUCAGAUCCUCUGUAGGGGUAAAAGGGUGUUUAGAGUAUUAGCUUAGCUUGGUGACUAGCAGCAAACCAAUGGACUGCAGGAUGCUUCGUCAUCCUCAAGGUAACUGAAUGGGUUUUCUCCAGGUGCUCUGGUUUCCCCACCCCAAAAAAAUCAAAUGAUAUUUUAAAACAAUAGGUUUCGCAAACCUAUUGUUUUAAAGGAACAGGAAAGGAAAGACAUACAUUUAAUACAGGUUUGCUAAAUUAUACCUGUAAUUUCAGGACAAAAUACAAAAUACCUGUAAUUUCUUCCAGCUAAUGUGCUAAGCUAGACUAAAUUUCCCACUUAAUGCUAAUUAAAACAAAACAUUAGCAUUACAUAUGUAUUUGUUUGUCGCAGGUACAAUGUCUCCUCUCUUUGUUUUCUUCUCUCAUCAUGUGUGUUCAACAACACUACACCGCCAUUAACUCUAUGUGUUCUCUUCUUAGCUCCAGAAGCCCCGGCUUGGACCUCCACUCCCCAGCCGGUCGAGGCAGAUGGCCGCCCAUCCUGAGCCUGGUUCUGCUCGAGGUUUCUUCCUGUUAAAAGGGAGUUUUUCCUCCCCACUGUCGCCCAGCGCUUGCUCACGAUGGGGGAUUGCGUCACAAAAUGACUGCAAUCAGCUGGUUUCUUUAGAUAAAUAAAUUGAAUCACUUUGA